Lates calcarifer (barramundi perch) is the source of this 1007-nucleotide messenger RNA. RefSeq names its product Schwann cell-specific EGF-like repeat autocrine factor (gene seraf). Gene Ontology annotation, cellular component: extracellular region; cell surface. NCBI's taxonomy places the organism in Eukaryota, Metazoa, Chordata, Actinopteri, Centropomidae. Gene Ontology annotation, biological process: anatomical structure development. The record is from RefSeq and is a predicted model, not a curated record. Gene Ontology annotation, molecular function: signaling receptor binding.
CCUCGCCUGCUCCCCCGCUCCCCCUCCGGCACUUGGGUAGAGCAGCCGGGGCAAGUCGUGGAGAAGUCUCGGGUACUUUUAAGGGGACAUUUUCCUCCAUCUCCGUCCACCGCACCGACUGUCUGUCCCUCCCUCCCCUCCACUCUCAACCAUGGGAUUUAUGGGUCUCGGCUCGGCGGUUCUGUUUCUCGCCUCCUUGGUCGCUCUCCUCGGCGUUUGUUCCGCGGGAUCCGACGCGCCCCGAGGAGUCGCGGUCGGGUUCGUUUUCGACCCCAAAGCGAAGUGCGAUCCGCCGUGCGAACACGCAGGAGUCUGCAUCCGCAACAACACAUGCUUCUGCUCCAGGGGCUAUGAAGGAGAGACCUGCCAGUAUGCCAACUGUUAUCCCAAAUGUAAGAAUGGAGGAGAGUGUCUUCGCCCUGGAAAAUGCAGAUGUCCUCCUGGAUAUGGAGGAAGAUACUGUCACAAAGUGACAUGUGAUGGAGGAUGCUGGAACGGAGGAGAAUGCACUGCUGUCAACGGAGUGGCCAAGUGCAUCUGCCCCUCAAGCUGGACGGGCUCAAAAUGCCAAGAGGCAAUUUGUCCUCAAGGCUGUCGAAACGGGGGAAUCUGUGUGGCUCCAGGAAUCUGCAGCUGUCCGGAGGGAUGGCUGGGCGGUGCCUGCCACACUGCUGUGUGCACUCUGCCCUGCCUGAACGGAGGGAAGUGUAUUUCUCCCGACAAAUGCCGCUGUCGCCCCCCUUAUUCUGGCCCUCGCUGUGAGGAGAGGAAAAAGUCUCACUAGUGUGACCCUGCUGGUGUCAGAGGUCAGUGGAGCCAAAUCAGGGACUUUAUGGUUAUGAGGACAGUUACCUUUUUUUUUAGCUCAACAUUAGUAGUUUUUGCAUUUUUAUCAUGUGAUAUGUUUUUUUGGACCUGUCUAAUGUUCUCAUUUGACUGUGCAAACAUGCUGUGUACUGUACUGUACUGUAAUUUGUGUCAUUAAAUGAAUAAAAGAGUGAAUUGCA